This is a messenger RNA of Hibiscus syriacus, 4912 nucleotides long. RefSeq lists its product as uncharacterized. The record is from RefSeq and is a predicted model, not a curated record. Gene Ontology annotation, biological process: recognition of pollen; protein phosphorylation. Gene Ontology annotation, molecular function: protein kinase activity; ATP binding. NCBI's taxonomy places the organism in Eukaryota, Viridiplantae, Streptophyta, Magnoliopsida, Malvales, Malvaceae. The transcript is spliced from 14 exons. The coding region runs from base 44 to 4912 and encodes 1622 amino acids.
AAUCAAUCUUCUGAAACACCUCUAAUCAUAUACUGAAGCAGUCAUGAAUCCUGUUAAAUGGCUUCUCAGAAUACUUCUUGUUUUCCUUCUUUCUCGCUUCUCCUUUUCAGCUGACACAAUAACGCAGCAUCAAUUCAUCAAAGAUAACAACGAUGAAGUCAUAGUGUCUGGUGGCAAGAUUUUUGCACUCGGAUUUUUCAGCCCUGGCAAUUCCAGUAAUCGAUAUGUUGGCAUCUGGUAUUACCUGAUUCCGGGCAAGACUGUUGUCUGGGUGGCUAAUAGAGACAAUUCCAUUAAUGAUACCUCGGGGAUUCUCAGAAUCGAUGGUCGAGGAAACCUUGUCUUGUUCCAGGGAAACCAGACAGUUCCUGUUUGGUCUACAAACAUCUCCAUCGCAGGCACUAGGAACACCUUUGCUCAAAUUUCGGAUUCGGGAAAUCUUGUUUUGAUUCAGAAUGAUUCCAGAAAGACCGUACUGUGGCAGAGUUUUGGAUAUCCAACAGAUACUUGGAUUUCGUUUAUGAAAAUUGGGUUCAAUUUGAGAACCGGUCUGAACCAAUCAUACACGUCUUGGAAGUCUCCGGAUGAUCCAGGGGUUGGAAACUAUUCCUUCAGGAUGAACCCGGGCGUGUCUCCUCAAAUGGUGUUCUACAAGGGUUCGGUUCCUUUGUGGCGAAGUGGCACAUGGACGGGGCAAAGAUGGAGUGGCAUACCUCAAAUGACAAAUAACUUCAUAUUUAAUGAUUCCUUUGUCAACACUGAUGAUGAAGUAUCGUUCUCCUCCGAUGCAAAGAAUGCCUCCAUCAUAACAAGAUGGGUAGCGAAUGAAACCGGAGUUACACAAAGAGUAAUCUGGAACAAUAACGCUCAAGAUUGGAAUUAUUUAACUAUUCCAAAGGAACAGUGCGAUUUUUACGGGCAUUGUGGGCCAAAUGGUUACUGUAAUCCUUAUGUAGGUGAUUUCGAGUGCACAUGUUUCCCGGGAUUCGAACCCAAGUCAGGUGAAGGAUGGAUUGUAAGAGAUAGGACAGGAGGGUGCGUUAGGAAGCGUGGUGUCUCCAUGUGUGGAAAUGGAGAAGGGUUCGUCAAGUUUCCACAUGCGAAGGUGCCAGAUACUGCGGCAGAUGCACUUGUAGACAUGAGUAUAGGGUUGAAGCAAUGCGAGGAAGAGUGUUUGAGAAAUUGUUCAUGCAUAGCUUAUGCUAGUGCAAACUCUGAGACCAACGGAGGGGUUGGCUGCUUAACAUGGCACGGUGAUUUGAUGGAUGCCAGGGCAUACACCGAGACGGGACAAGAUCUAUACAUACGAGUCGAUAAAAACGAUUUAGCUGGCUUUACAAAGAAAGGUCUAAUUCAAAAGAAGGGAGUACUUGCGGCUAUCAUAGUUUCUUCUGCUAUAGUGUUUCUCAUUCUUGUUGCCUUCAUGUGUUGCUUGAUACUAAGGCAAAGAAGAGAAGCAAGAACAAGGACAAACAAAAAUAUUUUUAGCUUUAUCACAAAGUCAUCCUUGUAUUUCGAGGAUUCUUUAGAAGAAAAGGAGACUGAUGAUACCAGAAGAAAUGGAGAUUUAGCAUUCUUUGAUUUGAGCACCAUAGUCGCUGCUACCGAUAAUUUCUCUACAGAUAACAAACUUGGACAAGGUGGCUUUGGCCCUGUUUACAAGGGUGUGCUCUUCAAUGGAAGAGAUAUAGCAGUGAAAAGACUAUCAAAGCACUCAGGGCAGGGAGUACAAGAGUUUAAGAAUGAAAUUGUGCUAAUUGCAAAACUUCAGCACAGGAAUCUCGUAAGGAUGCUGGGAUGCUGCAUUGAGGGUGAAGAGAGGAUGUUAAUCUAUGAGUUCUUACCUAAUAAAAGCUUAGACUCUAUCAUUUUCGAUGAAUCAAAAAGAUCGUUGUUGGAUUGGAAAAAGCGUUUCGAAAUCAUAUGCGGUAUUGCUCGAGGAAUGUUGUAUCUUCACCAAGAUGCCAGGUUAAGAAUCAUUCAUAGAGAUCUGAAAGCGAGCAAUGUCUUAUUGGAUGCAACAAUGGAUCCCAAAAUAUCAGAUUUCGGCAUGGCCAGAAUAUUUGGAGAAGAUCAAACAGAAGGCGAUACUAAACGUGUAGUUGGAACAUACGGUUACAUGUCGCCGGAAUAUGCAAUGCAGGGACACUUCUCGAUGAAAUCCGAUGUAUAUAGCUUUGGCAUCCUGCUGUUAGAGAUUAUCACUGGGAAAAAGAUUAGCAGUCCUUUUCCCGACAGUCCGUCUUCUAGUCUGGUCGGACAUGUUUGGGAGCUGUGGAAAGAAGACAAAGCCAUGGAAGUUGUCGACUCGACAUUAAAUGAUUCAUAUUCUGCGGAUGAAAUCUUGAAUUGCAUACAUAUCGGGCUGUUGUGCAUCCAAGAACAUGCAGCACAUAGACCAACGAUGUCUACAGUGGUUUCUAUGUUGAGAAACGAAGCAACUCUCCCGUCACCGGAACAACCUGCAUUUAUACAGAAGAAAGGUCAGGAAGAAGCUAACUCUGUAAAUGUUGUCGAUCUAGAUAGGAUAGAUCCAGAGGAAGUCAUGAAUUCUGUUAAACGGCUUAUCAGGAUACUGCUCAUUUUCUUUCUUUCUCAAUUCUCCUCCUCAGCUGACACAAUAACGCAACAUCAAUUCAUCAAAGAUAGCAAGGAUGAAGUCAUAGUGUCUGGUGGCAAGAUUUUUGCACUUGGUUUUUUCAGCCCCGGAAGUUCCAGGAAUCGAUAUGUUGGCAUCUGGUAUCAUCAGAUUCCUGGGAAGACAGUUGUUUGGGUGGCCAACAGAGACAAUCCCAUUAAAGAUACCUCAGGGAUCCUCAGAAUCGAUGGUCGAGGAAAUCUUGUCUUGUUCCAGGGAAACCGAACACUCCCUGUUUGGUCUACUAACAUCUCCAUCGCAAGCACUAUGAACACCAUUGCUCAAAUUUUGGAUUCGGGAAAUCUUGUUUUGCUUCAGAGUGAUACAACAAGAAAGGAGGUGCUGUGGCAGAGUUUUGGUCAUCCUACAAACACUUGGCUUUCAUUUAUGAAACUUGGGUUCAGCUUAAGAACCGGUGUGAACCAAGCAUACACGUCUUGGAGGUCUCCGGAUGAUCCAGGGAUUGGAAACUAUUCCUUCAAGAUGAGCGAGGGCGUGUCUCCACAAAUGGUUUUGUACAAGGGCUCGGUUCCUUUGUGGCGAAGCGGCACAUGGACCGGGAAAAGAUGGAGUGGUAUACCUGAAAUGACACAGAGCUUCAUAUUUCGUGAUUCUUUUGUCAACACUGAUGAUGAAUUAUCGUUCUCCUCCGACACGAAAAAUGCCUCCAUCCUAACAAGAUGGGUAAUGAAUGAAACUGGAGUCGUACAUAGAAUAACAUGGAACAAUGAAGCGCAACGUUGGAUUACUUUCUAUUCGACUCCAAAGGAACAAUGUGAUUUUUACGGACAUUGUGGGCCAAAUGGUUAUUGUAACCCUUAUCUAGGUGAUUUCGAGUGCACAUGUUUCCCUGGAUUCGAACCGAAAUCACCCGAAGAAUGGUUUAUAAGAGAUGGGGCAGGAGGAUGCGUGAGGAAGCUCGGUAUCUCCAUGUGUAGAAAUGGAGAAGGGUUCGUCAAGUUUCCACAUGUGAAGGUGCCAGACACUUGGGCGGCACAGGCACUUGUAGACAUGAGUAUAGGAUUGAAGCAAUGCAAGGAAAAGUGCUUGAGAAAUUGCUCCUGCAUGGCCUAUGCUAGUGCAAACUCAGAGACCAACGGAGGUACCGGCUGCCUGACAUGGCAUGGAGAUUUGGUCGAUGCGAGGGCAUAUAUGGAGACGGGACAAGAUCUAUACAUACGAGUGGAUAAAACCGAGUUAGUACGGUUUACAAAGAAAGGUCUACUUCAAAAGAAGGGAGUGCUUGCAGUUGCCAUAGUUUCCUCUGCUUUAGUGUUUCUCAUUCUUUUCGCCUUCUUGCGUUGCUUGGUACAACGGAAAAGAAAAGGAGUACUGACAGCAGAAAGAACGAGAAAAGGCAAAAACAUCUUUAGCUUUACCAGAUUCGAAGACCCUUUAGGUGAAAAGGAGAUUGAUGAGAGCACAAGAAAUGGAGAAUUAUCAUACUUUGAUUUGAGCACCAUAGCUGCUGCCACUAAUAAUUUCUCUUCAGAUAACAAAAUUGGACAAGGUGGCUUUGGCCCUGUUUACAAGGGUGUGCUCUUCAAUGGAAAAGAAAUAGCAGUGAAAAGACUAUUAAACUCCUCAGGUCAGGGAUUGCAAGAGUUUAAGAAUGAAAUACUGCUAAUUGCAGAACUUCAGCACAGGAAUCUUGUAAGGAUGCUUGGAUGUUGCAUUGAAGAUGAAGAGAAGAUAUUAAUCUAUGAGUUCUUGCCAAAUAAAAGCCUAGACUCUAUCAUUUUCGAUGAAUCAAAAAGUUCUCUCUUGGAUUGGAAAAUGCGUUUCGAAAUCAUAUGUGGAAUUGCUCGAGGAAUGUUGUAUCUUCACCAGGAUUCCAGAUUAAGAAUCAUCCAUAGAGAUCUGAAAGCGAGCAAUGUCUUAUUGGAUGCAGCCAUGAAUCCGAAAAUUUCAGAUUUCGGCAUGGCCAGAAUAUUUGGAGAAGAUCAAACAGAAGGAGAUACUAAACGUGUAGUUGGAACAUACGGUUACAUGUCGCCAGAGUACGCAAUGGAAGGACACUUCUCGAUUAAAUCCGAUGUUUACAGCUUCGGCGUCCUGCUGUUGGAGAUCAUCACCGGAAAAAAGAUUAGCAGUCCUUUUCCUGAUAGUCCGUCUUUGAGUCUUGUAGGACAUGUAAGUAAACCACGUUUGCAGAACAAUUUAAUCAAUAUCUUCCAUUCUAACAACAAUGUUUCAGGUUUGGGAGGUGUGGAAAGAAGACAGAGCCAUGGAAGUUGUGGACUCGGCAUUAGGCGAUUCGUAUUCUGCAGAUGA